Suillus subalutaceus is the source of this 554-nucleotide messenger RNA. RefSeq lists its product as uncharacterized. The record is from RefSeq and is a predicted model, not a curated record. The transcript is spliced from 4 exons. Bases 104 to 526 code for a protein of 140 amino acids. Gene Ontology annotation, molecular function: gamma-tubulin binding. NCBI's taxonomy places the organism in Eukaryota, Fungi, Basidiomycota, Agaricomycetes, Boletales, Suillaceae.
AUUCCCGCUUUCGCUCGUCAUCUCUCGCAAACCGAUUUUGCGUUAUCAGCUCCUCUUCCGUUUUCUCUUACAUCUCAAGCAUGUAGAACAGUCGCUCGCAUCGAUGUGGAUAGAACAGAAGACAAGUCCCUGGCGGCCUCGCAUGCUCGCUUUCGUUCAGCAAAUACUAGCUUUUACGACAUUCGAGGUUCUUGAACCUAACUUACGGGGGCUGGAGGCGAAAUUGGUUAAGGUAACCACCGUAGACCAGCUUCUGAGGGAUCAUGUGGACUUUCUGGACACGUACCUGAAAGAAUGCAUAUUAACGAUGACGUGCUCUACAUUCGCACCGUACACCUCCUUCACCAAGUCCGCCAAUAAAGCACUGGCAGCAGCGGAGAGCGGCGACGACCACCAGGCGAUGAACAAACGCUGGGAAUUUCUGAAGAAGUUUGAGUUGAACUUUAAUCACUGUACUACGCGUCGAGUGAAUGUGUCGCUGCUUCCUCUUAUGGUGCGGUUGAGUGGCAUCAAGGCGAUAUCAUAGCAUGAGCUGCAUCGAUGUGAAGUGGGGG